This is a messenger RNA of Dissoconium aciculare CBS 342.82, 1627 nucleotides long. Its product is annotated as general substrate transporter. Gene Ontology annotation, molecular function: carbohydrate:proton symporter activity. Bases 1 to 1578 code for a protein of 525 amino acids. Lineage: Eukaryota; Fungi; Ascomycota; Dothideomycetes; Mycosphaerellales; Dissoconiaceae. The transcript has 7 exons. Gene Ontology annotation, cellular component: membrane. The record is from RefSeq and is a predicted model, not a curated record. Gene Ontology annotation, biological process: transmembrane transport; carbohydrate transport.
AUGCCGCGCAUCGAAUCUCCGGUCACCUUGAAGGCAUACCUCAUGUGUGCCUUUGCAGCAUUCGCAGGUGUACUUUUUGGAUAUGACUCGGGUUAUAUUAGUUCAUGUCUAGGAAUGCCAUCUUUCAAGGAACACUACGGUCACCAAGUCCCCUUCAACCCGAUCGACGCUCCGACUGGUUAUGAUUACUACACGUGGGAGAAAUCCACGAUCGUCAGUAUAUUAUCUGCUGGCACGUUCUGUGGCUCCUUAUUAUCUGGUUGGCUCGCGGAUCGGAUUGGUCGGCGCGUCAGUAUCAUUGGCGCCUGUAUGGUCUUCAUGCUCGGUGUCGCAAUUCAGCUAUGCGCAACCAAUAUUGCAGCUCUCUGCUGCGGUCGAUUCGUUUCUGGUCUCGGAGUUGGAUGUGUCUCAGCAAUCAAUAUCCUUUACAUGUCGGAGAUCGCGCCCCGAAAAGUUCGAGGUGCCAUCGUUUCCAGCUAUCAAUGGUCUAUCACCAUCGGACUCAUGUUGGCAUCAUGCGUAGGAUAUGCGACUGCAGACAGGCGCGACAGCGGCGCGUUCCGAAUCCCGAUUGCCGUUCAAUUCCUUUGGGCGAUCAUUCUUAGUGUUGGACUGUGUCUUCUACCUGAAUCUCCUCGGUACUGGGUCAAAAAGGGCCAUUUCGAAAAGGCAUUGGCGGCUCUUGCGCGAGUUCGUGGUCAGCCGGUCACUUCGGAACUCGUCGAGGAUGAGCUGACCGAAAUCGUCGCCAAUUACGAGUACGAACAACAGGUCGGCGAGGUCUCGUGGUUGGGCUGCUUUCGAGGCGGCUUCAGGAACUCCAACAGCAACCUUCGCAAGGUAUUCUUGGGAACCACACUGCAGAUGAUGCAGCAGUGGACCGGCAUCAACUUCAUCUUCUACUACAACACCACUUUCUUCCAACAUGUCGGCAUUCGCGAUCCAUUCCUCAUCUCCAUGAUCACCACAAUUGUGAACGUUGUCAGCACUCCGGCAUCGUUCUACGCUAUAGAGAAAUUCGGCCGACGCCCAUUACUCAUCUGGGGUGCCGUCGGCAUGUGCAUUUGCGAAUUCAUCGUCGCCAUAGUCGGUACAGCCGCACCCGACUCGGAGCCGGCCAACUACUGCCUGAUUGUGUUUGUGUGCAUAUACAUCUUCUUCUUCGCCUCCUCCUGGGGACCGACAGCUUGGGUGGUCAUCGGCGAAAUUUUCCACCUGCCGAUCCGCGCCAAGGGAGUUGCGCUCUCGACCGCCUCAAAUUGGUUCUGGAACUGUGUGAUCGGUGCCAUCGUGCCAGUCAUGGUGGAUCCCGGAUACGGCAAUCUCGGACCGAAGGUCUUCUUCGUUUGGGGUACCGCCUGCGCCCUCAGCGCGACAUUCGCAUAUUUCUUCGUGCCGGAGACGAAGGGACUCACCCUUGAACAGGUGGAUCAGAUGAUGGAAGAGGUUCCCGCGCGGAGAACUCGCAAAUGGCGACCGGAUGACAACACUGAGUGGGAUUUUGGCUACUCACAACAAGUCAGCCGACCAGGCACAACAGAAGGCAAAUCGCCCAACAUUGAGAGCUUUAUCAAGUGAGCAUGGAACCAGAACCAGGAUUUCUACUUCUGCUUCCUUCCCCUGCAUU